Messenger RNA from Agelaius phoeniceus (red-winged blackbird), 1716 nucleotides. The record is from RefSeq and is a predicted model, not a curated record. NCBI's taxonomy places the organism in Eukaryota, Metazoa, Chordata, Aves, Passeriformes, Icteridae.
AUGGGCAAUAAUAUCAGUAAACUGGAAACUCUCCAUAAAGACUGUUUACUGCAUAUUACAAAGGAACAAGGGUAUAAAAUACAAGAAAGAAAGCUUAUACAACUCCUUAUAUGGGUGAAAACUUACUGUCCUUGGUAUCCCCCCGACGGCUCCUAUGACCUCGAGCACUGGAAGCGAGUGGGGGAGUCUCUAAAGUCUCAUCAAUUAGACAGUCAUGAGGUUAAUCCUGAUGAAUUCAUUACGUGGCUGAUUGUUUAUUCUGCACUACAAGCUUUUCGCGAUUCGGAAGAAAUAUUGCACCCAGCCGUAAAUUUGUCUGCAGACACUUCCCAUGCACUCACAGCACCACUUUCACGUCCUGAUUCGGUGGUUUUGCAAGUGGAGGAGGGAAUUAAUGGGGAGGAACCGGAGGGUGAUCUCGUGAAUCUAAGAGCUAUUGAUCUAAGACAGGAAUGUGAUUUAUAUCCUGCUAUAAAGCCACAGCCACUGAAACCUAUGGCUGCAUCACCAUCUACUGACACAAAGGUGCUAAAACAGCAGUCAUGUCUCCCACCCUAUGACAUGUCUCCCUUAAGACAUGUGACUGAUAAUGAACUUUCGCUGUCCCCUGAGCCAAAAAGCUUUUUAGACACCUGCCGAAGACAAGCAUUAGAUCAAGGGGAUGUUGAAUUGCUCCAUGCUCUGCCCACGGUCUAUCAAGGCAAUCAGCCUCAUCAUGAGCAAAUUUCUUAUGAGAUGGUUAAGGAAUUAAGAAAGUCUGUGAAAGAAAAUGGUCUGCAGUCUUCCUAUACGAUGAGACUUGUAGAAGCUAUAGCAAAAAACUAUGUUAUGUUACCUGCUGACUGGAAAGCUUUAUUUAAAUUGAUUAUGACAACACGACAAUAUUCGCUAUGGUGUGCAGAGUAUGAAGAGUUAUGUGAAAAUCAAGCCCGGGCGAACAUGGACACUGGUAAUGCUGGAAUAACAAAGGAUCAUUUGGCCGGGACUGGAGCUCAGACAACCAUAAGAGAUCAGUUAAGAAUGCCCCCAGAGACAUAUAACCAAGUGAGGGGGCUGGCUAUAAGAGCUCUGAAGAGAGUGUCGGACAUUAACAGAACUGAACCUGGCUUCUCCACCAUAAGGCAAGGACCCCAAGAACCCUACAUUAAUUUUAUCGAUCGCUUGCAAACAGCUGUGAACAGGCAAAUUGAUUUACCAGCUGCAGCAGAAGUUUUAUUGAAAUCCUUAGCCUAUGAAAAUGCUAAUACUGACUGUCGUAAAGCACUCGAUCAAAUAAAAACCAAACCUGGUACUUCCUUGACUGACUUUAUCAAAACUUGUGCACAUAUUGGUACAGAACAAUACAGAGCAGAUUUACUAGCAACUGCCUUAGCUCAACAGCUACACGUGGCUCGGGCAGCAAUUAAAUGCUUUGGCUGUGGAGAGGAAGGCCAUGUGAAAAAGCAGUGCUCAAAGAAUAAGCAAGGGAAGAAAAAGCCUAGUAAACUGUGCUUCAGAUGCAAGAAAGGUUACCAUUGGAGUAAUGAGUGCCAUUCUAAGUAUGACAAAGAUGGCAAACCUCUGCCACAGCGGCAAAAAUUGAAGGGCGGAGUGAAAUCCAGUGCCACAGAACAAAACAGGAUCCAGGCACAGCAAACCCACACAGCUCAAAUUACAUCAGGAGAACCCCAGGCAGUGCCAGCUUGGACUCGGCAGUUUCCACCACAACCACAAUAA